Theobroma cacao (cacao) is the source of this 663-nucleotide messenger RNA. RefSeq lists its product as uncharacterized. Lineage: Eukaryota; Viridiplantae; Streptophyta; Magnoliopsida; Malvales; Malvaceae. Gene Ontology annotation, molecular function: nucleic acid binding. The record is from RefSeq and is a predicted model, not a curated record.
AUGGAUGGUCAGUCUGAACGCACGAUGCAAAUAUUGGAAGAUAUGUUAAGAGCAAUCGUGUUGGAUUUUGGAGUUUCUUGGAACUUAUACUUGCCUUUGCCAGAAUUUGCAUACAAUAACAAUUACCAGACGAGUAUCAAGAUGGCGCCGUUUGAGGCAUUGUAUGGGCAAAAGUGUAGGUCACCCAUUGGGUGGUUGGAAGUUGGAGAAAGGAAAUUGUUGGGGACGGAGAUGGAUUUUGAAGGGGUUAAUCCAGUGUUUCAUGUAUCCAUGCUUAGAAAAUAUGUUCAAGACCCUUCGCAUGUGAUACAACAUGAUACGAUACUGUUGGAAGAUGGGUUGAAGUACCAAGAGCAACUUGUAGCUAUAGUGGAUUAUCAAGGCCCAAUAAAGCAAGGUGCUCCCAUUGAUGCAUUCAUAAGAGCACAAGUUUCCACUGUUAGAGGGCAUGGUAGGCAGGUCACGACCACUAGAUUUGUUAGCGAUGAGUCACUUGUAGUAGCUAGUAAUGAGGCACCCAUAGAGGAGCACGUUGAUACUCAGUCUCAAGAUUUGAGAGAUGAGGUACCCAUUAGGGAGUUGACCUUGGCAGAUGUGGUAGCUAACCUGCAAGGGGUUAAUAGGGUAAUAGAGAUGAUGGCCACUCAUUUGGAUGACCUUUAG